CGCCAUCUCGUCGUCAAUACUCAUCGGAAUCAAGCUCCGACGAGGACCAGCGGCGGCGGCGGCGGAGCGAGAAGAAGAAGAGUUAUAGCUCCUCGGAGAGGUCGUCAGAUUCAGCGAGCGCAUCGUGAAAGGGACUGCAGAUCCAAGGGAGACGGCCACCGCCGCCGACACGACAGCGACGACGAUGAGGGGCAGAGGAAACCGGCGCCUAGGGUUUCGUCGAAGGAGGAAAUAAAAGGCCGAGAGAAGAAAAGUUACAGCGACGACGAUGAGGGGGAGAGGAAACCAGCGCCUAGGGUUUCGUCGAAGGAGGAAAUAAAAGGCCGAGAGAAGAAGAGUUACAGAUCUGACAGCGAUGAGGUGGAGAGGAGGAGGAGGGUUGAUGAUAGGAGAGAUCGAGAGCGAGAGAAGAGACUCCAUGAGGAGAAGAAUCGAAGAGGGAGGUCGAGGAACGACGAGGGAGUUAGAGGAGAAAGUGCUCGACGAAAUUCUGGUGAUGUAAUUGAGGAGCCGAAGAAGAGCAGGAGGGAGAGAGUUUAUAGCUCCUCUGAGGAAUCAUCGGAUUCUGAGAGUGAUCGAGAAAGGGCUCGCAGAUCAAAGGAUGAUGGUCGCCGCGCCGCCGCCGGCAUGGCAGCGACGCCGAUGAUGCAGAGAGGAGACCAGCUCCUAGGGUUUCGUCCAGGGAAGAAAAGAUAAGCCGAGAUGAUAGUGUUAGGAAGAAGAGUGAGGAGAGUCAAAGAGGGAAGUAUGAGAAGGAUAAGGAAG
Messenger RNA from Asparagus officinalis (garden asparagus), 765 nucleotides. Its product is annotated as pre-mRNA-splicing factor CWC22 homolog. The transcript has a single exon. The annotation marks the transcript as partial. NCBI's taxonomy places the organism in Eukaryota, Viridiplantae, Streptophyta, Magnoliopsida, Asparagales, Asparagaceae. The record is from RefSeq and is a predicted model, not a curated record.